This is a messenger RNA of Benincasa hispida (wax gourd), 642 nucleotides long. RefSeq names its product GDP-mannose 3,5-epimerase 1-like. The record is from RefSeq and is a predicted model, not a curated record. NCBI's taxonomy places the organism in Eukaryota, Viridiplantae, Streptophyta, Magnoliopsida, Cucurbitales, Cucurbitaceae.
GUUAGGCGUUUGAAGAGCAAAGAGCAUUACAUCAUUGCUUCUAACUGGAAGAAGAAUGAACACAUGACAAAGGAUAUGUUCUGCCAUGAAUUCCAUCUUGUUGAUCUUAGAGUUAUGGAUAUUUGCAUGAAAGUGACCGAGAAAGUUGACCAUGUCUUUAAUUUGGCUGCUGAUAUGGGUGGUAUGGGCUUCAUCCAGUCCAAUCACUCUAUUAUUAUGUAUAAUAACACCAUGAUCAGCUUCAAUAUGCUUGGAGCUGCAAGAAUCAAUGGAGUUAAAGAAUUUUUCUAUGCUUCUAGUGUUUACAUCUACCCUGAAUUUAAGCAAUUGGAAACUAAUGUGAGCUUGAAAAAGUUAGAUGCUUGGCUUGCUGAGCCCCAAGAUGCUUAUGGUUUAGAGAAGCUUGCUACAGAGGAGAUGUGCAAACAUUAUACUAAGGAUUUCGGUAAUGAGUGCCGAAUUGGGAGGUUCAACAACAUUUAUGGUCCAUUUGGAAUAUGGAAAGGUAGAAGGGAAAAGGCUCAUGCUACAUUCUGCAGAAAGGCCCUCACUUCUGUAGAUAAGUUUGAGAUGUGGGGAGAUGGUCUUCAAACAAGAUCUUUCACUUUCAUUGAUGAAUGUGUAGAAGGUGUCCUGAGGUAA